AUGGAUUUUGUACUUUGGACACCAAGAAUCCUUCACAUAUUUACAGACGACUGAGAGGAACGCAGAAUUGCGUGCGGACUGUAAAUUCAUCAUGUCUCAUCUACAGAAUAUAGUUGCCUUCAUAAUAAUCUCUGCCUCCAUUUGUCAGGCUCAAGCUGGUGGUCAACGGGCAUCAUCAGAUACAGCUAAAGUCACGUUACAGCCGUGGCUGGUGGGACUGACAGCCGUUGUCGUUUUUCUCUUUGUUGUCUUCGUCCUCCUCAUCAUGCAGAGGCUCUUUUUCAAGAAAGACAAACAUGAGCUGGAAGAAAGCCAUUCCUUUUACGAAAACAAAGCAGCUGAUCUGGAGGCAUUCGAGGAGACCAAGCAGACCACUUUCUAAUGAGAAGAACAGAUGAUCACGGUCCUGCAGCACACAAAUCUUUCUCUCUCUGGAAAUCAUGCCACAACUGGCAUAGAGUAAUUAUCAUAUACAAUCUUAUGUAAUAUAUCUUUUUAACUUAUUGAUUUAAUUACGUUUUGUCUUCAUAAGUGUUGUUCCUCACAUCGUCCACUAGAUGGAGCAGCACUCACCUAGUCACAGCUGUAACCUUUGCGAUUGAUUUUUUUUGGCGUAUUCUCAAUACACGUUUUACUACUUUGCUGUAACUUAGGUAACAUUUAAACAUUCAUUAGGGUAAUGAGAGCAUUGGAAUUGAAGAGCACACACUCAGGGAGUCACAUCAUGCACAUAAUGCUCUGAUUAACCGGCUUUUGACUCGUAUGACAUGGGUUCUGCAUGCAUAUAUGCUAAAUGGACAUGGGUAUGAGAUCCAUUACUCAUUUUGACUGGCGGUUUGGACAUGUUAAAUGCUUCCAGUCAAAUGAUGUAACGCAGUUUUGCUUUUGAAACCAUUUGCUCGUCUCGGGGGGAAUUAUAUGAUGAAAAUAUCAUUCGCAGAAAAAAUGGCCAGGUGUUCAAAUGUGUUAAUGAUGGAGACCAUUACGGUUUAAAGUAUACAGCGUUAAAGUUAAAGUAGACUUUGGUCUGGUGUUGCCUAAAUGAUUACUAAGACUGUUGAGCGGUUAGUUAUGAUGUAAUAAACUGCCUAACGCAUGCUUUUUAUAUUGAUGUGGUUCCUCCCUUCGUGAUUAAAUAAAAGCUCAUCUUUGGGUUAAAUGGGAA
Molecule: messenger RNA, 1165 nt
Organism: Puntigrus tetrazona (Sumatra barb)
Lineage: Eukaryota; Metazoa; Chordata; Actinopteri; Cypriniformes; Cyprinidae
Gene: smim24
Product: small integral membrane protein 24
Exons: 3
Coding region: 92-382 (96 amino acids)
Source: RefSeq, a predicted model, not a curated record